AUGGCGUCAUCCUCGACGAACGUGUUAAAACUUUACGAAGGUAUAGCUGACAGAGAAGUGACCAGCUGUUUGAACGGGGCGAGGCACCUGGUUGGGGUGAACGUAACGACGGCACAGGUGAAAAUUGAUGAACUGUACGAUGUCGUGACGAGAACCACUGGCAGACCAGGAAAAUGUGAACGUAUGGAUAGCCCGUUGUCCCUCGAGGUUGUUCAGUGUCGUCAGUUCGAUCCGGUCAGUGGGCCAUUCAGCAUGAAGGAGCGCAAAGAUGAGACGCAGUCGAUUUACACGGUCGCCAGCAACACGAAUCUGGUCCCAAUAAGAUCUAGACACGCUUACCUGAAGAGACGAAGACACGUACCGAAUUUGGUUAUGAUUUUCUUGAUUUUCCUGAUGAUUUUCUUAUUGAUAAUGACGGCGGUGCUUGCAGUUUCAUACUUUAUGUACAGUCAGGCAAAGCUAUGCGAGACUGAGAACUGUGUUCGCAUAGCGGCUAGUUUCAAAGAAUCCAUGGACACGUCUGUAGAUCCUUGCGACGAUUUUUAUAAGUACGCGUGCGGAAAAUGGUCGAACGAACACCCUAUGCCCGACAACAGCCUAUCGAAUUCGUGGUUCGAGGAGCAUAGAGAACGAAUGUUGAGGAAGAUUCGGGAACUUCUUCGAGAGAACAUCACCGAUAACAAUGCUCCAUGGUCGGUGAAGCAGGCUAAAAUACUGUACAACAGCUGUAUGGACGUGCAUGCGGUGAACGAACUGGGCCUGACGCCGCUGUUCGAGAUAUUGGAAGAGCUCAAUUUACCUCCGGUUCCUCCGGCAUUUACGAAGAAGACGAGUGGUUACAUCGAGCAGAUGGCCAGGGUGAAGAAAGUACUGGGAAGGGAUGUUUUCUUCAGCUUUGACGUUCUUCCCGAUCCCCGGAAUACUAGUACCAACGUCAUGAUGUUACACACGCCGGUCACGAGUAGCCCAUUGCCGAACGACAAUGAACUGGAGAAACGACUGCACUCGGUCAGAUCGCGUUUCCGGAAGUUGGAGGAAGACGAGAGUUCGUCCAAGCUGAAGGGAGCAGAAGUGGCGUACAUGACUGAUAUCAUUAAGCAGGUUGUCAACAACGGAACUCUCGAUUCUUGUACCUUAAAGGAUAAUUCCUCGUUCGCCGACGAAAAUGAGUUGAAGGAAGUCGUCGAGUCGCUCUAUGAACUGACCAGCAUUUUUUACUAUUUAUCGCGGUUCGAAAGCAAUGAAAGCAUAUGGGACGAGGAUUUAGCGGAUAUAACCUGCAUCUCAGUGGACGAUCUUCAAAAGUUGACCGACGAAUAUGUAAUAGAAGCAAAUUCGUCUCUAACUCCUAAACCGUUAUGGCGGCCGUUCAUCGAGACGAUUUACAAAGAUGUCGAGUCUUUGGACUUGAGCGGCAGGGAUAAAAUACUGAUAGGCGAUUUGGAAUACCUAAAGGAUGUUGCUCUUGCGUUGUCCACGUUCGAGGAGGAAGAGUUAGAGACUUAUAUUUGGUGGGUCGUGGUCGACAUCGUCGUACCGCAUGUGUCCGAUAGUUUAAGAAAAAUCUGGCUCGAUCAUGUCAACAAAGUGACGUACGUCGAGCUAGGCGAAUCCAAGUCUUUACGUUGCGCGUCCACCGUGAACGAGUUAAUGGGAAUGGCGGUUUCGUGGUUGUUCGUGGACCCGUCCUUCCACGAAGAUAAAGGUAAAAAAGUGUUUGAGAUGCUGAACGACGUAAAAGAAGCUUUCGCCUCGCUGGUUUCGCACACCGACUGGAUGGACAAGCAAACAAAAACGGCGACACUGGAGAAAAACAGAAAGAUGGAGUCGCAGAUUGGCUUUCCUAAGUGGCUGUUCGAUGAAGAUGUCCUUAAUUAUUAUUACGAAGGCAUAGACCUCAUGGAGGCGGAAUACCUGAACAACAUGAUUCAAAUUGUCCGUCUGAUGUCAGUGUCCAAAUUGGAAUGCAUUCAUCGCGUCAAUUAUGACAAUGCUUUGCAUUGGGCGACCGAUCCAACAGACGUCAACGCGUAUCACACCUACGAGUUCAAUCACAUAACUAUACCAGCUGGAAUUCUUCAAUUUCCAUUUUACGAAUUGGGUAUCGAGGCUUUGAAUUAUGGCGCUUUAGGUACGGUGCUCGGCCACGAACUGACACACGGUUUCGACAACAAUGGCAGACACUUCGACAGUAACGGAAACGUGAGGCAAUGGUGGACCAAUGAAACCAUUUUCGAGUAUACCGAGAAGACCGAGUGCUUCAUCAAACACUAUAGCAGCUACUACGAAAAAGAGGUAGACGAUUACAUCGACGGGGAACGAACAUUGGGGGAGAAUAUAGCCGACAAUGGUGGCCUUAGAGAGGCUGUCGUUGCUUACGAGAGAUGGAAGGCUAGGCACGGUCAGGAGCUUCUGCUUCCGGGAUUCACUCAUCUCACUCACGAGCAGCUCGUUUUCCUCAGUUUCGCGCACUUGUGGUGCGAGGCAUACACACCAAUAUCUUUGAAAUGGAUAUUGGAAGACACCCAUUGCCCCGGACACGUGAGACUUCACGGGGUGUUGAGGAACUCCAAGGAAUUCAGCAAGGCUUGGAAGUGUCCCGCGGGAUCGAACAUGAAUCCUGCUGAGAAAUGUCGUGUGUGGUAA
This is a messenger RNA of Colletes gigas, 2646 nucleotides long. RefSeq names its product endothelin-converting enzyme homolog (gene Nep5). Gene Ontology annotation, molecular function: metalloendopeptidase activity. Gene Ontology annotation, cellular component: plasma membrane. Lineage: Eukaryota; Metazoa; Arthropoda; Insecta; Hymenoptera; Colletidae. The record is from RefSeq and is a predicted model, not a curated record. The transcript is spliced from 17 exons. Bases 1 to 2646 code for a protein of 881 amino acids. Gene Ontology annotation, biological process: protein processing.